Messenger RNA from Phalaenopsis equestris, 402 nucleotides. RefSeq names its product cytochrome P450 71D11-like. Gene Ontology annotation, molecular function: iron ion binding; monooxygenase activity; oxidoreductase activity, acting on paired donors, with incorporation or reduction of molecular oxygen. NCBI's taxonomy places the organism in Eukaryota, Viridiplantae, Streptophyta, Magnoliopsida, Asparagales, Orchidaceae. The transcript is spliced from 2 exons. The record is from RefSeq and is a predicted model, not a curated record. The annotation marks the transcript as partial.
AUGGACUCAGGAAGCAUUCACCAACUUAAUACAGGAGAGCAAACCCAUUGGAAAUUUUAUAGGCUUGCUCAAAAAUAUGGCCCUCUGUUUCAUAUUAAGCUUGGCCAAGUAAACUUCGUGGUAGCAUCUAGUCCGUCUACUGCACAUGAGGUACUCAGUACUCAUGAUAUUUUCUUAGCCUCCCGACCCAAACUCUUGGCUGUUGAGACGGUUGGCUACAACUCGGGUGGCAUUGGCUUCUCACCAUAUGGCCCUUAUUGGAGACAGCUGCGUAAAAUAUGCACACUAGAGCUCCUUAGCAAUAAGAAGGUUAAAUCCUUGGGUUCCAUCAGAUAUGAAGAGGCUCAUAAUGUUCUUUAUAAGCUUCGAACAACGGCUGGAUCUCCGGUGAACAUGACAGAG